GACAACUGACCAUUCAUUUAACCCUCAGCUAUUAGAUUUUAUGUUCAGUUAAACGAAACGAAAAGUAAGAAAUCUUCUCUCACUCCUACACCCUGAUUGUGCGCGCGCGAGGGAUUCAUUGGAAGAUGCUAAUGGCAACUUUGAUAAACCCCGCCAUCCCUCCUUCACCUUCUCGUCGCUUUUCCGUUCCCAGGACUGCGCCUAAUGCUAAAUUCUUUAAGGCUCCUUCGCUUCGUUGCGUUAGGAAGAAUUGUGGAAUCAAUGGUUUAUCUACAACUCCUUCACCUAUGGACAAUGGAGGUCCAGAUGAUGAGGAAUCGUCACCGGAAGAGUUAUCCGAGGAUGAAGUGGAACCAAAGAAUAAUCAGAUAUGGAGACUAUUCACGGAAGCUCAGAAGAAUAUUCUGUAUUUGAAUAGACAACGAGUGAAGGCUGUUGAAGAGUUGAACAAAACAAAUAAGGAGAAGCAGCUAUUGAUUGACAAGAUAAAGCAAUUGGAGAAAAAACAGAAGGAAAGUUUCAUGAAAAUUCUGCAAAUUUCAAGCAUGUCUAAUAACCUAGCUCUAUGCUGGGAACUGUUACUUCGGAUAGACUCAAUGGUCCUCGGUGGAUUAGUUAGCACUGAAGAGGCGUCCAAUUUGAGAAGGAUGGUCAUAGAUAGCGAAGUUAGUCUUGUAGAUGUAUUCUCAGGCUCGCUGCAGGAAAGAGAUGCUGAGCUUCUUGAAGAACUCCGCCACUUCUCUGGAGGAAGCAAAAGGAAAGGUUUUCACAUCAUUCACAUAUGUACUGAAAUGGAACCAUUGGUCUCAGUGGGGCCCUUGGCACCAUACAUAACUGGCUUAUCUCGGGCACUGCAAAGGAAGGGCCAUUUGGUGGAAGUUAUUUUGCCAAAGUAUGCUAGUCUUGACCUAGAUGAGGUUCAGGGGUUGCGAGAAGUUGAGGCUGAGUCUUACACUUAUUUUAAUGGACAACUGCAUGGAAACAAAAUCUGGACUGGGGUUGUCUAUGGCAUUGGAGUCACUUUUAUUCAACCUUUGUAUUUCUCAUCCUUUUUCAAUCGAGACAGGAUAUAUGAUUAUCCAGAUGACUUUGAACGAUUUACCUAUUUCUCUCGUGCCUCAUUGGAUUAUAUAGCUAAAUCCGGAAAGCAACCCGAUGUGUUACACUUGCAUAACUGGGAGACUGCUAUCAUUGGGCCUAUUUUCUGGGAUAUUUUUGCUAAACAGGGGCUAGGAAAUACAAGAAUAUUAUUGACUUGCCAAGGCUUUGACUCUCAGUGUCUGGAUGAACCUGAUAAGCUAGCGCUAUGUGGACUUGAUCCUGGCAGACUUGAUCGUCCUGACCGUUUGCAAGAUACGUCUAAGACACAUCUUGUGAACGUUUUGAAGGGUGGGAUAGUAUAUUCUAACAAAGUUAUAGUUAUGUCAUCAAUGCACUCUAAAGGAAGGAUCAUUCACAGUAUGAGUCAUGGAUUGGAAACUACCUUAGCCUUGCACAAGGAAAAAUUGCUUGUCUCUCCUUGUGGCUUCGAUAACUCUACCUGGGAUCCAUCCACAGAUAAAUUUCUUCCAGUAAAUUUUAGUGCAGAGUACAUGGGGGGAAAAGAUGCAUGCAAAGUUGCAUUACACCAACAGGCAGGCAUAUCGAAACAUGCUUCUUCUAUUCUGGUUGGAUGCGUCAUCUCAGAAGUAUCAGAUUUUGAUUUAGAGAAACUGCGAGCAGAUGUGCAGAAUGCUACCAGAGGGGGUGCACAGUUUGUCUUCUUGGGGAAUGGUGCAGUGCCGACUGUAAAUAAAGCACUCAGAUAUCUUCAGGAAGCACUUGAGGAUUCCAAUGUGCAAUUCUUUACCCACUGCGAUGAAGCGCUAUCACAUUUGGUUUUUGCAGGAUCUGACAUUAUAUUAUGUCAUUCCCUUCACGAUCCUCUACUUCAGGUUCCUCUCAAGGCUUUAAGAUAUGGAGCUGCUCCGGUUUUGGAAGCCUCUUCUGAUAACAACUUCAGAUACUCUGCAGAUCAUGACCACGAGAUCACUAGAUUCUCGCAGUUCAUGAGAUCUACCUUCGGAAUUAUGUCCCUUAGCCAAGCCCUUGACGAAAUAAGGAACAACCCAUCAACAUGGAAAACAAAGAUAUCGAACGCCAUGAAGAAGGACUUCUCAUGGGAUUCAGAAUGCUAUGAAACUCAUGUCUCAGCAUACGCCGCGGUUAAAAAUCUGUGAAAGCUGCAAUGAAUGU
Molecule: messenger RNA, 2235 nt
Organism: Hibiscus syriacus
Lineage: Eukaryota; Viridiplantae; Streptophyta; Magnoliopsida; Malvales; Malvaceae
Product: glycogen synthase-like
Exons: 21
Coding region: 126-2219 (697 amino acids)
Source: RefSeq, a predicted model, not a curated record